Molecule: messenger RNA, 951 nt
Organism: Stylophora pistillata
Lineage: Eukaryota; Metazoa; Cnidaria; Anthozoa; Scleractinia; Pocilloporidae
Product: melanocyte-stimulating hormone receptor-like
Biological process (GO): G protein-coupled receptor signaling pathway
Cellular component (GO): plasma membrane
Molecular function (GO): G protein-coupled receptor activity
Source: RefSeq, a predicted model, not a curated record
AUGCCAACAAACCUGUCUGCAAAUGAAGGAAAACAAACUGAAACUCUCCUUGAACUGAGAUGCGUGGCAGGAUGGACAGAUGAGAUAGAGAAACAGUUGAUAUUUCUCGGAGCAAUCAACAUUUUCCUGUCCCUCACUGCUUUGAUUGGAAAUACUCUUAUUCUCCAAGCCCUUCGGAAGGAGUCUUCCCUUCACCCUCCAUCAAAAGUCUUGUAUCGUUGUCUGGCAACUGCUGAUCUCUGCGUUGGACUUAUUGCCGAGCCUUUUCAAGUCGCCUUUAUUUUCUCACUGGUUCACAAAAACUGGAGAGUCUGUCGCAUCGCAUUAGCCUCAGUGUUUAUAGCAGACUACACUCUGUGUUCUGUGUCUAUAUCAACUGCGACCAUAAUAAGUGUAGACAGACUUCUGGCCUUGUUGCUUGGGCUGAGAUAUAGAAAAGUUGUAACUUUGAAGAAAGCAUAUGUGCUUCUCAACAUACUUUGGGUGGUGUCGAUAGCCGCUGGGACAACGUACUUUGUAAAUCAUCGUAUUGCUAUCUGGUAUAGCUUUAUCGGUACGCCUCUAUGUCUUGUGACUGCAACGUUUUCGUACACAAUGAUUUUCUUUCGUCUUCAUCAUAACCAAAAUCAUUGGCAGACUCAUCUUCUACAGCGCCCGAACGAACCAAUUCCUAGGAGCGUGGCGCGUUACAGAAAGGUAGUAUAUAAUACGCUAUGGGUGCAGCUAGCAAUGGUCGUCUGCUAUCUACCUUACGUCAUAACCGCGGCAGUUCUCCCUGGCGAGAGAAAAUCUCCAUCGGACUUUAUAUUCUGGACCUAUGCGGUUACCCUAGUUAAUUUCAGCUCGUCGCUCAACCCGAUUCUUUAUUGUUGGAAGAUUGGAGAAGUGAGACAAGCAGUAAAGGAGACAGUCAGACGAGCACUUUGCUGCUCAUGGAGCUGGCUGCAGUGA